Molecule: messenger RNA, 1861 nt
Organism: Ctenocephalides felis (cat flea)
Lineage: Eukaryota; Metazoa; Arthropoda; Insecta; Siphonaptera; Pulicidae
Product: putative adenosylhomocysteinase 3
Exons: 11
Coding region: 245-1459 (404 amino acids)
Biological process (GO): L-methionine cycle
Cellular component (GO): cytosol
Source: RefSeq, a predicted model, not a curated record
CCAGAGAUCCAUUCCAUUGGACAAUAAAACUUCAGGAGCACUCAAGAAAACUUCGAGGUACAGAAGUAGGUCUCUGUCGGCGUCCUCAACUGAUUCUUAUAGUUCAGCUAGCAGCUCUGAAGAUGAUGAUGUUUCACCAAGAGAAAAAAUACAGAAAAGUUCAAGCGGCCAUGCAGACUUCUGCGUGCGCAACAUUGAUCAACAUGCAUUUGGCCGUCGAGAAAUCGAAAUUGCCGAACAAGAAAUGCCUGGAAUCAUGGCUUUGCGAAGAAGAGCUGGCGAUGAUAAGCCUUUGAAGAAUGCUAAAAUUGUAGGCUGCACCCAUAUUAAUGCGCAAACGGCGGUACUUAUUGAAACACUUGCAGUACUUGGUGCACAAGUUCGUUGGGCCGCCUGCAACAUUUAUUCCACACAAAAUGAAGUCGCAGCGGCAUUGGCUGAAGCAGGAUUUGCAGUAUUUGCAUGGCGUGGUGAAUCAGAAGAAGACUUCUGGUGGUGCAUCGACAAAUGUGUAAACGCAGAAAAUUGGCAACCAAAUAUGAUUCUAGAUGACGGCGGUGAUGCCACGCAUUUGAUGCUAAAAAAGUAUCCAACCAUGUUUAAAAUGAUCAAAGGAAUUGUUGAAGAAAGUGUUACAGGAGUACAUAGACUAUAUCAGUUAUCUAAAGGUGGUAAACUAACUGUACCAGCCAUGAAUGUGAAUGACUCAGUUACAAAGACGAAGUUUGAUAAUCUUUAUAGCUGUCGUGAAUCAAUUAUUGACAGCUUGAAGCGUUCAACGGAUGUUAUGUUUGGUGGUAAACAAGUUGUAUUAUGUGGUUAUGGAGAGGUUGGUAAAGGCUGCUGCCAAGCUCUGAAAGGUCUUGGUUGCAUAGUUUAUAUAACAGAGAUAGAUCCUAUUUGUGCCUUACAAGCUAGCAUGGAUGGCUUCAGAGUGGUGAAAUUAAAUGAAGUUAUAAGAAAUGUUGAUAUAGUUGUAACAGCAACUGGCAAUAAAAAUGUUGUGACAAGGGAGCAUAUGGAUAAAAUGAAAAAUGGCUGUGUCGUCUGUAACAUGGGACACUCUAAUACAGAAAUUGAUGUUAAUAGCCUAAGAACGCCUGAUCUGACAUGGGAGAAAGUUCGAUCUCAAGUAGAUCAUGUUAUCUGGCCUGAUGGAAAACGAAUUGUGUUACUUGCAGAAGGAAGAUUGGUGAACCUAUCAUGUUCCAGUGUUCCUUCAUUUGUUGUUUCUAUAACAUCAGCGACUCAAGCAUUGGCCUUGAUAGAAUUGUUCAAUGCUCCUAGUGGACGCUAUAAGUCUGAUGUAUAUCUUCUACCGAAAAAAAUGGAUGAAUAUGUGGCUAGUUUGCAUUUACCGACAUUUGAUGCUCAUCUAACAGAGCUGACCGAUGAGCAAGCCAAAUAUAUGGGUCUAAAUAAGGCUGGGCCUUUUAAACCUAAUUAUUACAGGUACUAAUGUUUGAAAGGUGGUGCACAUAUAGACAAAAUAAUGACCUCGGCAUUUAAUAAGAUAAGAAGGUUUGGAGAAAUGUAUAUACAAAAUUAUUUCUCCAAACAUAAAAUGUAACAAAAAAUUCAAUUUUAUUUAUAUGACACACUCUUUUAAAUUAUUAUUUAUUUUAAUCUGUUGUCAUUAAUUUGUUUUAAUUUUUUUAUUUAAAAAAAAUUAUAAAUCUAUUCGGGUUCAUAAAUAUUACAUAAAUGAUUCUUGAAUGACUGACCAUUCCAAUUUUUAAUAAAUGUUGUACAUAUUAGACACACUUAACACUAUAGUUGAAAAUAACUCCCAAGAUUUUAUCAAUUUUAGAAAAUUAUAUAUUAAAAAGCUGGAAAGUAUAAGUAUUUAGUUACACUAAAU